GAGCUCGACCUGGACUCCAUUACUCGCAGAAAAGUCAAAUCCAAUCAAAUCAAAAUCCAACCCAACUGCGCCGAGGAGGACGGACCAACUCCGGCUACUCCCCGCCGCCGCCGCCGCCGCCGCCGUCGGCAGGAGGAGGAGGAGCUAGGUCGCCGCCCCGCCCCACAUCGAGGAUUAGGGUUUGCUUUGUGUUUGCCCGACGCGAGGAGGAUGGGGACCUCAUCGGGAGCCAACUUCCACCAGCAGCAACCGCCCCCGCCGACGUCCUCCGCCGCGGCCGCGGCAGGAGCAGCGGCGGUGGCGCAGGGGAUGCUGCCGCCGCGGAGGCCCACGGGGCUGCAGACCUCGCUGUCGCUAGCCUCCUCGGAGCAGGUCGGCUCGCCGGAGAUGCAGGAGCCGGGUUCGAAUUCCGACCAGGGGCACGACUCCGCCACCGAGAGCGCUAGCUCCAGGGAGACGUGGCCCGCCGAGCCCAACCACGGUAGUGCGGCCGCCGUCGUGGCCGCCUCCACCGCCGCUAGCGGCGGCGGUGGUGUUGUUGGUGGAAUUGGUGUUGGUGUGAGGAUCGUGGACAAGGAGAAGGAGGUGGGGAAUGGUAUCCCCAAGCUGCAGGUGAUCCGCGGGUCAUCCCGCCUUGAUCGGAUGUCGCUGCGGGAGGUUGCCCGGGAGAGGGUCGAUCUAGUUGCUGAGAAAAUGAAGGUGAUGCCGGAGGAGCACUUGGAGGACAUGAAGAACGAGCUCAGGUCGAUUCUGGAGGGCACGGGUGGUUCUCACCAUAUCGAGGAGUUCCUGUAUCUCCAGAAGUUUGUGCAGAGUAGGGGCGAUCUCACCCAGACCAUGCUCUCGAUGGCGCAUCAUGUGCAGCUCGAGAUCCUCGUCGCGAUCAAGACUGGAAUCCAGGCGUUCUUGCACCCCAGCGUUACCAUUCCUCAGAACCGCCUGGUGGAGGUCUUCUUGUACAAGAGGUGCCGGAACAUCGCUUGCCAGAGUGCCCUCCCUGCGGAGGAGUGUAGAUGCAAUGUUUGUUCUAACAGGAAUGGGUUCUGUAACCUCUGCAUGUGUGUGAUCUGCAACAAGUUUGAUUUCGAGGUCAACACAUGCCGCUGGAUUGGGUGUGAUUUCUGCUCUCACUGGACUCACACGGACUGCGCGAUUCGUGAUGGCCAGAUUGGGAUGGGUCAAUCCAUUAAGAGUGGUACUGGUCAUGCUGAAAUGCUUUUUAGGUGCCAGGCUUGCCAGAAAACAUCGGAGCUGUUAGGUUGGGUUAAGGAUGUCUUCCAACAAUGUGCUCCUGGUUGGGACAGGGAUGCUUUGUUACGUGAGCUUGAGUUUGUCUGCAAGAUAUUCCGUUUAAGUGAAGACUCAAAAGGGAGGAAGUUGUUCAGGAAAUGUGCAGAUCUGAUUGAAAGGUUACGGAAUAGCCCCGCGGAUGCUAUCAAUCCUCGGAUGAUACUGCAGGUGCUCCAAGAGCUCGAGUUGGAUUCCCCCAAGAGCACAGAAAAUGAAGAAAUAGGGCGCUUGAUCACUCCUCAGGAGGCCUGUAAUCGUAUUGCAGAGGUUGUCCAUGAAGCCGUUAAAAAGAUGGAGCUUGUUGCUGAAGAGAAAAUGCGACUCUACAAAAAGGCUCGCAUUGCUGUGGAGGCCUGUGACCGGGAGCUUGACGAGAAGGCCAGAGAGCUUCAGGAGCUGAAGGCCGAGAGGCUGCGCAAGAAGCAGCAGGUGGAUGAGCUAGAGAGCAUUGUCCGGUUGAAGCAGGCCGAGGCCGAGAUGUUCCAGCUGAAGGCAAACGAGGCCCGUCAGGAGGCUGACAGGCUCCAGAGCAUCGCGCUUGCCAAAUCUGAGAGGGCCGAGCAGGACUACGCCAGCCUAUACCUGAAGCGCCGCCUGGAGGAAGCUGAAGCAGAGAAGCAGUUCCUCUUCGAGAAAAUAAAGUACCAGGAGACCCAGAGGCCCAUGCAGGCGAGCGGCAGCGGCGCCGGCGAUUCAUCGCAGACGCCCAUGCUCUCCAAGAUUCACGACCUCCUCAAGAACGUCCGCAGCAUACCGCCGAAGACGGAGGGGCAUCAAUGAAAACAAAGAGCAGCAGAGCUGCAUACGAUUCAGGUUGGUGAAUCUUAGGUGUCCUUGUGCUGAUGUACUCCUACGCUGAUUUCCUUCGGUGUAAAUUGUUAGCAAAAGUCGUUGUAACAAUAUUAUUGGAGCUAACGGUGUGCUAUCGUAGGAUCCAAUAUAUACUUAGCUUCGGUGUUUGCAGUUGAGCAUGGAUGAGAAAUAGCUGAAGCACCCUGUACUCUGUAAUAGCCAAAAAAAGAACUUCUAUCAUGUAUGACCAUUUCUGACAUUGUUAGAUCGAAUAAUUUGUAUAAUUUGUGUUGUAACUUCUGUACGUAACCCUGUCAUUUACUAUUUGGUUAAAUGUGAAAUUGUGAAUCUUCAUGAGGAG
Oryza sativa Japonica Group (Japanese rice) is the source of this 2443-nucleotide messenger RNA. Its product is annotated as OBERON-like protein. Gene Ontology annotation, biological process: regulation of gene expression; maintenance of root meristem identity; root meristem specification. Gene Ontology annotation, cellular component: nucleus. The record is from RefSeq and is a predicted model, not a curated record. NCBI's taxonomy places the organism in Eukaryota, Viridiplantae, Streptophyta, Magnoliopsida, Poales, Poaceae.